UACCCUCACAAAUUAAUUAGUUUUGCUUGACACAAGCAGUGAAGUGAGUCCGACAUCGAUAACAUUACUUCAAUAGCUGAAGCAAAAACUGGAACAUCAAAUUUGUCUGAUUUUGGAAUCAAUAAUGGAAGAGUCACCGGAAAGGUGGCUUCGUUUUUUGGAAAUGGAUGAGUGCAAUUUAUUUGGUCACAUGCACUCUCUUGUGGAAGUGUUCAAGGGGGAGAAUCUAGUGCAACAAGAAAAAUCUUGCAAAAGUCACCCUUGUGAUUCAAAUAUCACUAAAGAAAGCACCACCAUCCUUCUUAGGAACCCUAUAAAUGAUUCAUCAUCUUUGGAAAAGAACCCUGGCUUUGAUAACCGUAGUAGUCUCAAACAACAUGCAUCUCAAGAUGAACCUCUCUUCUCAUCCUCCUCAAUGCCCUACACUCUUUCAUUUGAAGAUUCAACGGCAGUGCCAUAUGUUCUCAAUAAAACAUGCCAAUGUUAUCAUGGUGAAAAUUCAAAGGAAACCCAAGAAGAACCAAAAAAUAAUAGAAAAUCUAAGAGGGGUAGAAGCUCUUCUGAGAUACAAGAUCACAUAAUGAGUGAGAGAAAGAGGAGAGAGAAUAUCGCCAAGCUGUUCAUAGCACUUUCAGCUGUUAUUCCGGUGUUGAAAAAGAAGCGUGUAAAGGAUUUAGAGGAAGAGAGCAAAAAGAGAAAAGUAGAAUAUGCAGUAUGCUUCAAAACGAACAAAUACAAUAUUGGUACUGUUGUUGAUGACUCAGAUAUACCUAUCAAUAUACGUCCCAAAAUUGAAGCAAGAGUCUCAGGAAAAGAUGCGCUCAUCAAAGUUAUGUGUGAGAAACGAAAGGACAUUGUUGCUAAGAUCCUGGGCAAGCUUGCAGCUCUUAAUCUCUCAAUAGUUUGCUGCAAUGUUUUGCCGUUUGCAAAUUCCGCUCUGAACAUUACUUGCAUUGCUCAGAUGGAUCAUGAAUUCACCAUGACACUGGACGACCUAGUGAAAAUUUUGACUGAGGACUUGUUCGACUGCUGUAACUAAACUUGUGACAACAAUAAUGAACACCCAACUGCAGGUAUACAAAUAAAGUGCAAUAUAGGUUUUACAAGGACAAAGCUACUCGAAGGCCAGGUGGUUGGUGGGCAUAAUAAGGGCCUAAUUAGGCAUUUUGUUUUCGCAUUGUGUAUGUAUUAAAUUUUUGUUACAUAAAGUUAGUUGUAUUUCUAAUAAUCUAUGCAUAAUGCAUGCAUUCUGAGUGGAAGAAUGGAUAAUUUUUUUAAAUUAGCGUUAAAAAUUACUUAUA
Glycine soja is the source of this 1301-nucleotide messenger RNA. RefSeq names its product transcription factor bHLH18-like. The transcript has 4 exons. Gene Ontology annotation, molecular function: protein dimerization activity. Lineage: Eukaryota; Viridiplantae; Streptophyta; Magnoliopsida; Fabales; Fabaceae. The record is from RefSeq and is a predicted model, not a curated record. The coding region runs from base 125 to 1039 and encodes 304 amino acids.